AUGGGCAAUCGCUCGAGCAUUAAGUCUAGCACUGAUAUGAUAGUUCCUCGUUCAUUCGCUCUACCUAGACGUCCAAAAAUGGGAAGUGGCAUUCCUCAACUCCCUAAUUCCCGCUGGAAACCUUCUAGGAGUAAGCAGAAGGAUUGCGUCCCAUAUGGGAGUAAGCCCGAGAUCUCGCCCCACAAAGUGGCCUACGGGAGCUCCACCUACAUGGCACGGCAAAAUCGAAUGCACACCGUUCCUUACACUGCUGAUCCCCUUUCUCAUCCGGCCAAUACAACGGCUCCAACUGUCACACAGACGACGAUGGCGAUGGCGGCUGUGGGAGGGUGUCAGACCACGCCUGCCAGUCGCCCCAUUUCCCUUCCUCGACCCCCUGAUGCCUCGUCGGUGGGGGCGGUGGCGGCAGCUCCUCCUGUCGCCUCCCGACACUCCACCGGCGACACCUACCGUCGAUGGAGCCAGAAGUACGUGGCCCUUCACGACUACACGGCGCGGGUGGAAGAUGACCUCUCGAUUUUGAAGGGUCAGCACUUCUACGUCAUAGACCGGUCGCAAGGCUAUUGGUGGUAUGCUAAAUGCGCCGCCACUGGAAAAAUGGGCUACGUGCCUUUCAAUUACCUCGCUCCCAUCACCAGUCUCGAGUCAAAUGAGUGGCACUUUGGCGAUAUGCGGCGAUUAGAAGCAGAGAAUUGUUUGAUGAUGCCAGGAAAUGACCACGGCUCCUUUCUUGUUCGGAUUAGCGAAUCCAGAAGCGGGGAAUAUUCGCUCUCAGUACGAGACGGUGAUGUGGUCAAGCACUAUCGAAUUCGAUCACGACCCUCCAGAACAAAUCCCGAGGUGCGACGCUACUUCAUCUCACGCCAACUUCCCUUCUCCAGCAUUCAACAGCUUGUGGAACACUACAUGAAAAAUCAAUCCGGCCUCUGUUGCGAACUUAUUGCCCCCUGCAUCAAGCCCGUUCAUCCCGUCCCAGUUGGUCUUUCACACAACACAGUGGACAAGUGGGAGAUCCCCAAGUCCUCCGUCGUUCUCAAAGAGCGUAUAGGAAAGGGUCAAUUCGGUGAGGUCUAUAAAGCAGUCUGGAAUGGCACCACUCUGGUUGCUGUCAAAACACUUCGUGCAAGUAAGUCGUCAGUCCUUUUCAGUUUCUUUGGUGGUACCAAGGUCAUAACAGUCAAAGAAGUCGUUGCCUUGGUCAAUAUAAUGUUUAUAUUGAUAGUAAAGAGGGAAUUUUUGGUACCAAAAUUUGGAGUCUGGGAAUUUUUGCUGCGGCUCCAGCCCGUCUUCAAGGGCUGGAGCCCGAACUACCAAAAGCCCACUCCUUCAGUUCGCUUUGACGCUUUAUCCUUCUGCACCAUUUUGGAGGUUGGCUUCUUUUCCGUCCCUCGCUGCCUUUCUACCCAUCUAGCAUCUAACAACGGUCGCGGUGGUGGUGAUGCUGGCAGUAAUAAGAGGCAAGAACAGAGCAAGACGUCACGGAAGACGGUUGCGAGGUGUGAUUUUGGAAGUUGCCUCAUUAUGAGCACAGGAAAGGGACGGAAGGCUAUUGACAGAGCUGUUGCUGAUGUGGGAACUAAAUCGCAAGGCUUAGAAGCCUCGCUUACAUACUUGUGCAAUGCGGAGGACUUUCUAAUGGAAGCGCAGACAAUGAAGCGAUUGCACCACCCACACCUUAUCCAGUUGUACGCGGUGUGCACACAGUCGGCGCCGUUCUACCUCAUCACGGAGCUCAUGUCGAAGGGCUCCUUACUUGCCUUCCUCCAGUCCGCAGAGGGGCGAGCGCUGGGUGUGGCGGGCCUUGCGCUGCUUGCGGUGCAGGUAGCCUCCGGCAUGGCCUACCUCGAGUCCCAACGCUACGUGCACCGCGAUCUCGCCGCGCGCAACUGCCUUGUUGGGGAGGGCAAUGUUGUCAAGAUUGGAGACUUUGGCCUCGCUCGCAUGAUCCACGAUAAGCUAAUUGUUGAUCAACCGUUUUCUGAGGGUGUGGAAAAUCCGACACCGGCGUGGAUUGUGCGAUCACUCGUCUUAUUCACUGGGAUUGGGCCUGAAAAUCAGGAAUACGUGGCGCACGCAGGCGCACGUUUCCCCAUCAAAUGGACGGCACCGGAGGCAGCAAACUACUCUCGUUUUACCACUGCUUCUGACAUCUGGUCCUUCGGCAUCCUCCUGACAGAGAUAGUGACCUAUGGUAGAGUCCCCUAUCCCGGGAUGCACAAUGCAGAAGUGUUGCGCCAAGUGGAGGCUGGCUACCGAAUGCCGGCGCCGCCAGGGUGCCCUGUGGAGCUCUAUGAUCUCAUGCUAGAGUGUUGGGCUGCCGACGAGACUGCGCGUCCCUCCUUCGCCAGCAUCCAUGGGCGUCUACAGGUCUUCUGCGAGGAGUGGGACCGCCCUGCUUACCGCGAUCCCGCCACCGCUACUUCUGGCACCGCUGUCGGAGUGGGUACCACCUCCGAGCGGUGCGACAGUCCGCCACCCCCCCUUCCUCUCUACCGUCGCCAUGUCACGGCACGUCAAAACUGA
Messenger RNA from Echinococcus granulosus, 2523 nucleotides. Its product is annotated as Tyrosine-protein kinase Src42A. Gene Ontology annotation, biological process: cell surface receptor protein tyrosine kinase signaling pathway; innate immune response; protein phosphorylation. Gene Ontology annotation, cellular component: extrinsic component of cytoplasmic side of plasma membrane. Gene Ontology annotation, molecular function: non-membrane spanning protein tyrosine kinase activity; ATP binding; signaling receptor binding. The transcript has 11 exons. Lineage: Eukaryota; Metazoa; Platyhelminthes; Cestoda; Cyclophyllidea; Taeniidae. Bases 1 to 2523 code for a protein of 840 amino acids. The record is from RefSeq and is a predicted model, not a curated record.